Messenger RNA from Nerophis lumbriciformis (worm pipefish), 1368 nucleotides. NCBI's taxonomy places the organism in Eukaryota, Metazoa, Chordata, Actinopteri, Syngnathiformes, Syngnathidae. The record is from RefSeq and is a predicted model, not a curated record.
AUGUGGAGCGGCAAGAGCAAGAGCGCGUCUCGGCUGCUCUCCUGCCUGGCGCUUGUGGCUUUGUGGAGAACCAGAUUUGUCAGUGGAGACGCCGCAUCUGAUGCCUUCAAAACCAACAUCACUCUGUUCACACGCAUCCUAGACAAUCUGCUAGAUGGCUAUGAUAACCGUCUCCGUCCUGGUCUCGGAGACAGGGUAACUGAGGUGAAGACAAACAUCUUUGUCACCAGUUUCGGACCUGUUUCGGACACAGACAUGGAAUACACCAUCGAUGUUUUCUUCAGGCAAACCUGGAAGGAUGAGAGAUUAAAAUUUCAUGGACCAAUGAAUAUUUUGCCUCUCAACAACCUGAUGGCAAGUAAAAUCUGGACCCCGGAUACUUUUUUCCAUAAUGGGAAAAAGUCUGUGGCUCAUAACAUGACCAUGCCUAAUAAAUUGCUGAGGAUCAAAGAUGAUGGGACGUUACUGUACACGAUGAGGUUAACCGUGCAUGCAGAAUGCCCAAUGCAUCUGGAGGAUUUCCCCAUGGACUUUCAUUCCUGUCCGCUUAAAUUUGGAAGCUACGCCUACACAAUCUCAGAAGUGACUUAUGCCUGGACUCUGAAUGCCUCAGAGUCCGUAGUUGUGGAAGGAGAAAGCUCACGUCUGAAUCAGUAUGACUUACUUGGACAAACAGCAGGCCAAGAAACUAUUAAAUCAAGUACAGGUGAAUACACCGUGAUGACAGCUCAUUUCCAUCUGAAGAGGAAGAUUGGCUAUUUUGUCAUCCAGACAUACCUCCCAUGCAUCAUGACUGUCAUCCUCUCCCAAGUGUCUUUCUGGCUGAAUAGAGAAUCAGUGCCAGCAAGAACUGUAUUUGGGGUAACCACUGUUCUCACGAUGACAACGCUGAGUAUAAGUGCUCGCAACUCCCUUCCGAAGGUCGCAUAUGCCACUGCCAUGGACUGGUUCAUCGCUGUCUGCUAUGCUUUUGUCUUCUCCGCUUUGAUUGAGUUUGCCACAGUCAAUUACUUCACCAAGCGUGGCUGGGCCUGGGAUGGAAAGAGUGUUGUGACUGACAAGAAAAAAGAGAGGGCAUCUGUGAUAAAGAAGAACAACGCCUACGCUGUAGCAGUGGCCAAUUAUGCGCCCAAUAUUACUAAGGACUCCAGCACACUUCCAACCAUUGCCAAAGGAGGCACUUUGGAAUUCAACAAGGUCAAAGGAGACGGAAAAGUCGAGAGCAAGAAGACAUUCAAUAGUGUUAGCAAAAUUGACAGGAUGUCACGGAUUAUGUUUCCUGUUCUCUUUGGUUCAUUCAACCUAGUUUACUGGGCCACCUACUUAAACAGAGAACCCGUCAUCAAGGACAUGGUGCCCUCUACUUAG